AUGUGUUCUCUUUCUUUCUUCCCUAAAUUUGCCCACUUUCUUUUCUUACGGAAAUUCUCUCUUUAUUUUUGUUUCUUCAAAGAAAGUAUUCUCUUUUUUCUUUCCGUAAAUUUCUUUCUUUCUUUCUUUUUCUUUCUUUCUUUCUUUCUUCAAAGAAAGAGAUUUAUUUUUUCUUUCUGUAAAUUUGUCUUCUUUCUUUCUUUCUUUUUUUCUUUCUUCAAAGAAAGAGAUUUAUUUUUUCUUUCUGUAAAUUUAAAGAGAUCUAUUUUUUCUUUCUGUAAAUUUGUCUUCUUUCUUUCUUUCCUUUUUUCUUUCUUCAAAGAAAGUGUUCUAUUUCUUUCUUCCUUAAAUUUUUCGUCUUUUUUUCAUUCUUUCUCUAUUUUUCUAUGGAAAUGUCCUCUUUUUCUUUCAGUGAAUAAGACUUUUUUUUUCCAAAUAAAAUUUUUCUCUUUUCUUUCCCUAAAUAAGUCUCUCUUCUUUCUUUCUUUCUUUUCCAAUGAUGUCUUUAAAUUUUUUCUUUUCUGUAUCGACACAUAUUAUUUUAUCUCUAUUUCUUUUAUGAAGUCAUUUUUCUCCAUUCCUUUUUCUUUCUUUUCCUUCCGUUAUGAAAAGCCUGGGGAAAUACUUUGA
Molecule: messenger RNA, 630 nt
Organism: Acanthosepion pharaonis
Lineage: Eukaryota; Metazoa; Mollusca; Cephalopoda; Sepiida; Sepiidae
Source: the annotation of a GenBank genome assembly